UACUUCUACACUUCUUCGUCUUCUUCUUCCUUAAGCUCUCUCUUCUUCUUCAAUCUCUCUCUCUCUCUUUCUCUGUUACGGCGAUUUCACAAUGGUUGAUGCUAAGCAAGUUCGUUUCAUCAUCGGAGUCAUCGGAAAUGUUAUCUCCUUUGGUCUCUUUGCCGCACCAGCGAAGACGUUUUGGAGGAUCUUCAAAAAGAAAUCAGUGGAGGAGUUUUCUUAUGUGCCAUACGUAGCUACGAUCAUGAACUGUAUGCUGUGGGUGUUCUACGGUCUCCCUGUGGUUCACAAGGACAGUAUCCUUGUUUCCACCAUUAACGGUGUUGGGUUAGUCAUUGAGAUUUUCUACGUGGCUUUGUACUUGGCCUACUGUGGUCACAAGAAGAACGCUCGAAGGAACAUUUUGGGAUUCUUAAUUCUUGAAGUUGUUGCUGUUGCGAUUAUAGUUCUGGUCACGCUCUUUGCAAUCAAGAAUGAUUUUGCUAAGCAAACGUUCGUUGGUGUGAUUUGUGAUAUCUUCAACAUUGCUAUGUACGCAUCUCCUUCAUUGGCCAUUUUUAAAGUGGUGAGAACCAAGAGUACUGAAUACAUGCCAUUCUUGUUGUCUUUGGUCUGUUUCGUUAAUGCUGCAAUUUGGACUUCUUACUCUCUCAUCUUCAAAAUCGAUAUCUACGUCCUUGCGAGUAAUGGGAUUGGAACGUUGUUGGCACUGUCGCAGUUGAUAGUGUAUUUCAUGUACUACAAAUCAACACCAAAGGAUAAGACGGUGAAGCCAUCUGAAGUUGAGAUUUCUGGGACGGACAGAGUUUGAAGAAUUUGUUUUGCUUUCUUUUUGGAUUUUUGUCUCUUUACGUACAUUUUACAUACACACACAAAUUGUGUUUUGUGUAUGUGUAGGCAUUUUCUUGGGGUUUUGUCUUGGUAGAAUUCUUUAAUAAUAGACUUUCCAAUUGUUUUAGUUU
Capsella rubella is the source of this 962-nucleotide messenger RNA. Its product is annotated as bidirectional sugar transporter SWEET8. Gene Ontology annotation, biological process: carbohydrate transport. Gene Ontology annotation, cellular component: membrane. Lineage: Eukaryota; Viridiplantae; Streptophyta; Magnoliopsida; Brassicales; Brassicaceae. The record is from RefSeq and is a predicted model, not a curated record. Bases 92 to 811 code for a protein of 239 amino acids. Gene Ontology annotation, molecular function: sugar transmembrane transporter activity. The transcript is spliced from 6 exons.